AUGAGCUUGUAUCAAAUCAAGGGAAACUUGAGGCUGAGUUAGGGCGUGCUCUUAGACAGAAGUGAUGGUCGAUGAUGUCAAAUGGUCGGGUUUGGUUGGAAUUAGAAAAGAAUGCUGCUGUAAUUGAGAAGAAGCAUCACUUGGAACUUGAUGCUCUUUCUGAACAAAUGAGAAUGAAGGAGGAAAAGCAAGAGUAUGAAGAGAAAGCCAGUCAAGGAGCACAAAACAAAAACAAAUUCUCUUCAGACGUCUCUCAAGAGUCCAAUUUAGAAGGAAGAUGCAAGUCCGUGGAGGUCGAUGAUGUUGACAAGUUAGUAUCAACUAACCAGUCUUCAAGCAAGAUGAAUAAGCCCACAUGGAGGAUGGAUCUUCAAGCUCUUGAAGUUUCUUACAAGAUCAAGAGGGCAAAGCAGCAACUGCUUCUGCUUCAGUGGUUAAUGGGAAUGCAAGAAAGUGGAGAAGAUAUAGAGGCAGCUGUAGUGAUAGAAUGAAGGAUUUAUAUUUUUGAUGUCUUUGCUAAAUAACCAAGCAAGCAGGUAUCACUCCCAAUGGAAGAUUGACAAUCUCUGUAAACUAAUGUAAAGCUCAGUUCCUAAUUCAGUAGAGCUGAAGCUUGAACACUAACAUUAGCAAUGAAACAAUCAUGUCUGU
Molecule: messenger RNA, 651 nt
Organism: Rubroshorea leprosula
Lineage: Eukaryota; Viridiplantae; Streptophyta; Magnoliopsida; Malvales; Dipterocarpaceae
Source: the annotation of a GenBank genome assembly